AAAGCAGCACCCAAAAUAAAAAAAUAAAAAAAAAGAUUUAUCGGCCUUAUCUACAUCCCAAAGCCAGAAGCACUGAAGUGGAGAGACAGAGAGAAGCUGAACAACGAUGUUGGGCGCAAUCUCCAUAGCUCCACCUUCAACGGUUACAUUCCCCGCAAAGCUGCUCUCGCCAAUCCCCAAGUCCUCGUUCAAUGGCCUGCGAUUCCAACGCGCUUGCCCGAACACUGUCGUUCGUCUCCCAACGGCGUCGUUUCGGAGGCCUUGCUCGUCGUCUUCGGUGGUGAUGAUGGCCAAGAGAGAAGAAGAGAUGAAGGAAAUCAGAACCAAAACCACCGAAGAAAUCAACGAGGAGGUGGUUGAGCUCAAAGGUGAGCUCUUCAUGCUUCGCCUCCAGAAAUCGGCUCGCAACGAGUUCACAUCCAGCGAGUUCCGUCGAAUGCGCAAAAGGAUUGCUCGCCUGCUUACUGUUAAACGAGAAAGAGAGAUUGAGGAGGGAAUCGGUAAGAGGUUGUCAAGGAAGUUCGAUCGACAAUGGAAGAGGAGCAUUGUUGUCAGACCACCUCCGUCAUUGAUUAAGUUGCAAGAGGAAGAAGCAGCUGCAGAAGCUGCUGAGAAGGCUGCAUGAUCCAUAUGUAUCCGGCAAAUACCAUGUAGUCUACCCAUGAAAAUUAGAAAUCUGGAAUUUUUUUUGUUUAAAUCAUUGCUCAAGUGCUCUUUCAGACAAUUUGUUUAUAAUGAUCUGUUGUAGGUAGGAUAAUGUGAUAUUUUUUUUCUUCUCAAGUCCAUUUGAUGUCUUCUUUAAUCCCUAAAAUGGUGAAUGGCAUUGUGAAGUAUGGAUCUGUUGCGGGUA
Prunus mume (Japanese apricot) is the source of this 850-nucleotide messenger RNA. RefSeq names its product Ribosomal L29 family protein. Gene Ontology annotation, molecular function: structural constituent of ribosome. Gene Ontology annotation, biological process: translation. The record is from RefSeq and is a predicted model, not a curated record. Gene Ontology annotation, cellular component: ribosome; chloroplast. NCBI's taxonomy places the organism in Eukaryota, Viridiplantae, Streptophyta, Magnoliopsida, Rosales, Rosaceae.